CGUUGCUUUCCCACCUGAACAAGAUUGAAGACUGGUUGCUGCAAGAGACAAUCAUCUGAUAGAGAUGGGUUGUGGAAGCUCUUCGCAAGCUGUGAAUCAGUCAGACCCACAAGUGAAUGGCAAGGGAAAUUAUCAACAACUUGCCAUCACAGAGAAGUACACCUUCGGGAAGAAAUUGGGAUCGGGUAGCUUUGCAUCAUGUGCAGUAGGCACCAACAAAGAAACUGGUGAGAAGUUUGCUAUCAAGACUUUGCUCAAGUCGCACGAGAACUAUGAUAGAGAGCUGCUGGAUCAUGAAGUUCGGAUCAUGAUCGCAGUGGCGCAUCCGAGAUGCAUCAAGUUGGUGGAAGUGUUCGAAGACAAGAAGGCAGUGCACUUGGUGGAAGAGCUUGCAGUGGGAGGGGAGCUAUUCGACAGGAUUAUUCUCGAAGGCAUUGCUCACAUGCACUCGGUUGGAGCUUGCCAUCGUGAUCUCAAACCAGAAAACUUGCUGAUGGUGUCUGACAACCCGUCGAAGCCGGAGUACAUGCACCUGAAGAUUGCUGACUUUGGACUGUCGAGUCUGCGUCCUGUAAUGGGUGAACAGAGCAUGAAUACAGUCUGUGGGACCCCAGACUAUCUUGCUCCGGAAGUUGUCAUGAUUGCUUCGCAAGGGAGAGGCACAAGAGUCAAAUACGAUGCCAAGGUCGACGUGUGGGCAACUGGUGUGAUCUUGUAUACCAUGCUUGCUGGCUACCCGCCAUUUUACAGCGAGAAUUUGGCUGAGCUCUUGUCUCUGAUUCAGAAAGGCGAGGUCAAGUUUCCUAAAGAUCCAUGGAAGAAUGUUUCCAAGGAAACGAGGCAGUAUGUGUCUCUCCUGCUCACAGUGGAUCAGAAGAAGAGGCCGACGAGCAUGGAGUGCCUGAAACAUUCACUGAUGGACAACAUUGAAAGCCGACAAACCUGCGGAGACGUCUCCGAGCCCGACGAGCGACUCGUUGCCUUUCUGGCUGUACAGGUUUCGCCGUGUCCACCGCCUUUCACUGAAGUUUGCAGUCACUUGAAAGUGUCUAACAUGAUUAAUUGA
Messenger RNA from Guillardia theta CCMP2712, 1066 nucleotides. RefSeq lists its product as hypothetical. The transcript is spliced from 5 exons. Gene Ontology annotation, molecular function: calmodulin binding; calcium/calmodulin-dependent protein kinase activity; calcium-dependent protein serine/threonine kinase activity. Gene Ontology annotation, biological process: peptidyl-serine phosphorylation; protein autophosphorylation; intracellular signal transduction. Lineage: Eukaryota; Cryptophyceae; Pyrenomonadales; Geminigeraceae. The coding region runs from base 65 to 1066 and encodes 333 amino acids. The record is from RefSeq and is a predicted model, not a curated record. Gene Ontology annotation, cellular component: cytoplasm; nucleus.